This is a messenger RNA of Vitis riparia (riverbank grape), 1870 nucleotides long. RefSeq names its product F-box protein At2g39490-like. Gene Ontology annotation, molecular function: protein binding. Bases 340 to 1386 code for a protein of 348 amino acids. The transcript has 4 exons. NCBI's taxonomy places the organism in Eukaryota, Viridiplantae, Streptophyta, Magnoliopsida, Vitales, Vitaceae. The record is from RefSeq and is a predicted model, not a curated record.
AUGUGCUUUGUAUCAUGUCUUAAGCCCCAAAAUAUGGGAUUUUGGGGCAACACGUACAACUGCCGAAGAGACCAGCCUUCCACCCUUUGCUUUUCUCUAGCAUAAUAUAAUACACCGUAUCUUCCCUUCUUCAGAUUAAUCUAGACAAUUCUCCAGUCUCAAUUAAUUGUGGAUUCAACACUGCGACCCUUUGAAUGUUCUUGGCGGAGUCCAAUACAUAGUUUUGAUUUAUCCAUAAGAUUAGUUCUAGCCUUCUAGGAUCGUUCAAUUUUGAUAUGUGAAGAUGUGAAUCGGAGGCUUCAUGGCCAUCCAACCGGGUCCUCUUUUCUGAGUCUUGUCAUGUCAGGAGAACACGUGGAGCAGCAGGGGAUGUCCGUGGAUGCCAAAAGAGACAUGGAGGAGGAAAGACUCGAUUUGAUCAGCAAGCUGCCUCCUGAGAUCCUGGGCCGCAUAGUGUCGUUUCUUCCAUUGAAACAGGCGGUGAGAACUAGCUCUCUUUCAACUCCACGGAGGAGCCUCUGGGCACCACUCCAAGUGGAUUUGUGCUUUGCUUCAGAUCAAAUGACUGGUCAGGAAGCUAGCAAAGAGGCAGCACAAGUUAUGGCUACUUUCUUGCGGUCUUGUCAGAGACCACAGCAAUGGAAAUUCCGCCUAGGCCUUCCGAAAAACAAGCAAGAGCCCUCCAAAACGGUCCAACAACUGCUUGUCUUGGCUACCAUGGGGGUAGAUAAGGAGCUCCACCUUAACUUCUGUGAUGGAGAACAAGUGCCCAAUGUUUUCCAAUUGACACUGGGGCUGCCUACAAAGACAUCCGGUCUUUCUUCUCUCAAGUCUCUCCAUCUUAGAUCAGUUACUCACUUUGCUGAAAACUUGGUCUCCACUUUGUUCUCCAAUUGUCUGCUUCUCGAAAACCUGAAGCUUGAAAAUUGCAGUGGAUUGCAAAGCAUCAAUAUUGAAGCGGGGAACUAUCUAGAGAGCUUCACGGUGACGAAUUGUCACGAUAUGGGUAACAUUAAAGUUUCUGCACCCACUCUCAAAUCUUUCAAGUGUCAAGGAGUUCUUCCUUUGAUUCAGCUGAAGAACACUUCAAACUUGAUUGACGUGGUGCUCAAUUUAAGGGAUGGUCUAGGCUACACCGAGUUCGACUGCGAGGAACUCCUAUAUCUCCUAGCCUCUCUCAAGGAAGUUGAGAUUCUCACCAUAAGUGGCUGGCUUCUUGAGUGGAUGUGCUCAGCAGGAGUGAUUUUCGGGCAGCUUCAAUUCAGAUUCAACAAAUUAAAGGAAUUACGGUGGAUUGAUUCUUUGAUGAACAGAACCAAGAGGGAUUCACUGGCUUGUUUCCUAAACAGGAAGGAGCACUCCUUCCUUGGAAAAGUUGUACAUUGAGAUUGAUCAAAGUCUCAGUUCCAUCCCCCAUCCCUUUUUUCACCAUUACUGGCAUGAGCCUCACCUCUGGAUGGAUUAUAAAACCGUGAAAUGCAAUGCAUCACAGCUUGGAGUCCUAAAAUCGGUGAGGUUGGUGGGCUUCACAAACGAAGAGGAUGAAUUACUAUUGAUGGAUCUUUUGCUGAAGAAGGCAGUCACCCUCAAGUCCAUGACUGUAACAUCACCCGAGAAUAAUUCAUGGAGUGUUGCAAAGGUCCCUCUGAGUCAGCUAAAGCAGACGUCCAGAAGCUGCGUAAAGCAAAUGGUGGUUUCGGCUUCAAACAAGGAAUACUGUUUUAGAUUUACGGGAGAAGAUAACAGUUGCUCAUGUGAGGGUUGUAUCUAAAAAUUUGAGGCUUUCCUUCCCUCCUGAGGGAAGAAAUUAAUGCUAUGUACAUAAAACUUUCUUCAAUGUUUGUUCAAUUGCAUACCAAUUCGGUGGUCC